AUGGGUUUUACAUCGUACCCAACUAUCCAAAAACUCGCUGUACUUUUAACUGAAUUGCCCAGACAGAAUCUCAGAGUAGUUUCUGCUUCGGAUCCAGAUUGCGGUGUGAAUUCCAUCGUCAAUUAUACCAUCGGAGGAAGACCGUCGCAGUUCACUGUAAGGUCCGACUCGGGAGAAGUCUGCAUAUCGUCACCUUUGGACUACGAAACUAGGCAAUCUUAUGAGUUUCCCAUUAUCGCUACAGACAGAGAUCGUGGACCGGAAGAUAUUUACGCGGGAGCACCAGCAUUGGUAGACAUCAAUAGCGACAUUGAACUAUUCCUGCCCGGAGCAUUGUUGCCAAGGUGUGCCGCGCUAUUUCAUUAG
This is a messenger RNA of Nezara viridula (southern green stink bug), 366 nucleotides long. The record is from the annotation of a GenBank genome assembly. Lineage: Eukaryota; Metazoa; Arthropoda; Insecta; Hemiptera; Pentatomidae.